Dothidotthia symphoricarpi CBS 119687 is the source of this 1629-nucleotide messenger RNA. RefSeq lists its product as uncharacterized. Gene Ontology annotation, cellular component: extracellular region. The record is from RefSeq and is a predicted model, not a curated record. Bases 139 to 1629 code for a protein of 496 amino acids. The transcript has 4 exons. Lineage: Eukaryota; Fungi; Ascomycota; Dothideomycetes; Pleosporales; Dothidotthiaceae.
GAACGAAGAUGUAGUAGUUGGCGAGAAGACUAUGGUAAAGCAAGGGUGGGUAUACAAGUUGUAUAAGUACCACUUACGGGUCACACCUUAACUUGCGCAUACCAGCUCAAUCCUUCUCCACCGCAUUCGCUAGGCAAGAUGAAGUUCUCUCUGGUGGCAUUGGCCUUGCCUAUCGCAACUCAGGCUGCUUUGUUCUCCGCCGAGCAGUACAGGUCGGGUGCGGUUCACCAACAGCUUAUGAAGCUUAAGAAUGAUCAAUGGGAUCUUGAUGAAGCAGAGGGUCGACAUGACCUUACUCAAUGGCCGUCUAUGAAGAACUGGAAGGGUGAUUCGGCAAAGAAGGAUCGCAUCCAAUGCAAAAAGGGUCUCGCUGUCGUUGAGGCUGGUAACUCCAACCAGACCUUCCGAUGCGACAACAUGGAUCUUUACGACUUCGUAAACCACGCCGAUCUAGGUGGGCCCGAAGCCGCUGGAUCUUCCAGCUGGGGAUGGGUAUCGCGCAACGGCCGAGAAUUCGGUAUUGUUGGUCAAUUCAGCGGUGCUGCUUUCGUUGAGAUUCUCGGCAAUGGCAAGAUUCAGUACCUGGGUCGUCUCCCAGCCCAAAGCAUAGGUUCACGCUGGCGAGAAAUCCGUGUGCUCAAGGACUGGGUCAUUAUCGGAAGUGAGGCUGUUGGACACAACGUUCAAAUCUUCGAUUUGAACAAGCUCCUGCAGAUCGAUCCCAAGAGCCCGGUGACCUUUGAUGUCAACAAGGAUCUCGUCGGUCUGUUCAAGGACACACUUCCUAUUGGACGUACUCACAACAUCGUUAUCGACUGGGACAACGAGUACGCUAUUGCGGUCGGUGCCCAACCUCGUAACCAGACCUGCGCGAGUGGCCUCCAAUACAUCGACCUGUCCAACCCUAGUCUGCCAACCUCCCCGGGUUGUGCUAGCCAGGACGGUUACGUGCAUGAUGCUCAGUGCGUGACAUACAACGGCCCUGACCGCAGGUUCCGUGGCCGCAACAUCUGCGUGGGCUUCAACGAGGAUACCGUCACCAUCUACGACUCAACCAAGAAGAACGGCAACCCCGCUUCCGAGGUUCUCUCCCGUCUCAACUACACCGGUGCUUCAUACGUUCACCAGGGAUGGUGGACCGAAAAGAACUGGCACCAAUUCAUCUUGGUGGACGACGAACUUGAUGAGCAGAGAGCGCAAGGCCCAGCGGCUUCCGGUCGCCCAGUCACUCACAUCAUGGACCUUACCAAUCUCCGCAACCCCAAGUACACCGGAUUCUUCUACGCCACUGACCACAAGGCCAUCGAUCACAACCUUUACAUCGUCGACGGUCUCGCCUACCAGAGCAACUAUGGUGCUGGUCUGUGGGUUCACGAUAUCCGUUCCAUCAGCAAGGACCCCACCGGAAAGAGUGUCACAGUUGAGGGCUUCUUCGACAUCUACCCUGAGGAUGAUGCUGUUGGUGGCACGUCUGCGUUCGUCGGCACAUGGUCGCACUUCCUUUUCCCCUCGGGCUACAUCAUGGUCAACACCAUUGAACGUGGUGUCUUCGUUGUCAAGCUCGCUAAGGGUCGCGGCGCUGGAAAGGGUCCUGGGCAUGGUGGCAAAUCUCGUGGCGGCAGCAGGUAA